Messenger RNA from Dissoconium aciculare CBS 342.82, 1170 nucleotides. RefSeq lists its product as uncharacterized. The transcript has a single exon. Bases 1 to 1170 code for a protein of 389 amino acids. Lineage: Eukaryota; Fungi; Ascomycota; Dothideomycetes; Mycosphaerellales; Dissoconiaceae. The record is from RefSeq and is a predicted model, not a curated record.
AUGUUCCUCGCCAUCGUUGCGAAUCUGUUCGCGGUAUUGAUCGGUACAAUCCUGGCAGGAAUCUUUCUCCUCUGGCACAAACCGCAUCUAGACGUCGACGGUAAUACCAUCAUUACACUCAAGAAGUCCCCAAACCAGAUCAACCAAUUCGACAUCGCCCAUCUCGUAGCCCUGAUCGCCCUGAAGCAUGCUCUUCCAGCCUUCACUGGGUAUCGCCCGCCAUUGCUCCCCGAGCCAGGAUCAGCCCAGGCCUUCCGUCUGCCAUGCGUACGGUUAGAAGGCCCUCUCUCAUUGACGGAAGGCAACCUCAGGGUCUUUAAUCGCGCGGUGCUCAAGGAUGGGCUGCGUCCUACGGAAGCCGGCACGAAUCCAUUCUUUCUGAUUGCUCAGACUGUACCCUUGGCAAUUAACAUUCUUGCACAUCGUGACUGUCCUAUCAAGCCGUUUGGUGCCGUAAAUACGAGGAAUACGUUUCGAUUCAUCAACCCUUCUGCCAUCCGUGACUGGAAAACGCUCGUGGCAGCGUCCAAGCUUGGGCAGAUCUCGUACAGUGCUGUCUUCGGCGGUCCGGGCCAUCCUGGAAGACGACGAAAGCGCGGCGUAGAUUUCUGUAUCACAAUAGAUGUGAGGCACGGCAAAGAGACAAUCCUCAAGCAAGACUUGUGGUUCCUGCAAUCUCUUCCAAGGUUCUACAAGCCGAUCUACCAAGAGGCUGCGGCGGACGGGGUGCAACUUGUAGCCGCCGACGUGCAGCAGGAUCGCUCUAAAGCAAACGGUCGUGCUCUACGGAUAAGCGGACGCGAUCCUCGGCGAUGGGCGGCGACCAGUAAAGACUACAAUCCUAUCCAUGUUUCCGCGAUGGGCGCAAAGUUAUUUGGCUUCAAAUCUGUCAUCGCACAUGGCAACCACGUUGUCGCUCUAGCAGUGCAGCAGCUCGUGGAUGCCAAGACCGACGAGGAGAAAGCAGCGAAAGCACGUGUAUGGGAGACUGAUGCUGCUUUUGAAAUCGAGGCGAAAUUUCUGCGGCCAACGACACUGCCUGCGUCUCUUACAGCAGAUUGGAGUAUGCAGAGUGGUGACCAAGAUGCCAUUGCCCUAAAUGUUCGUGGUCGCGAGAAGCUCAACGUCACGGCAGUCGUUCGACCCACCGUUACUGAAAAGUUAUCAUGA